AUGGACGGCAGCGGCACCCAAACGGACCCGCGCGUCAUCGACGCCCAGCUCGACUUCCGCACCUUCAUCGACCUCCUGCGCGACGACGGCGACCUCGUCGACAUUGAGCGCGAGGUCGACCCACACCUCGAGCUCGGCGCCAUCGUCCGCAGGGUGAGCGAAACAAACAAUAAGGCACCUCUGUUCCAUAACCUCAAGGGCACGACCAAGGACGGCCUCUGGCGCGCCUUUGGCAACGCUGCCAGCCUCAGCGGCCACGGCCCGGACAGGUUCGGCCGUGUGGCUCGCACCUUCGGCCUACCCAGAGAUGCAACCUGGAAACAGAUAUGCGCCCGCACCCAGCUCGCAAAGUCGGCCAGCCCACUGCCUCCCAACAUCCUCGAGACGGGGCCGUGCAAGGAGAACAAGAUCCUGGGCGCCGACAAUAUCGACCUGCACGCCCUGCCCGCACCCAAGCUGCACCACGAGGACGGCGGCAAGUACAUCCAGACUUAUGGCGUGCACAUGCUGCAGACCCCCGACAAGUCGUGGACCAACUGGUCCAUCUUCCGCGGCAUGAUCCACGACCGCAACCACAUCGUCGCCCAGGUCAACCCCCGCCAGCACAACUACGUCGUCAAGGAGAAGUGGCGCGCCCUCGGCGAGACGCAGGUGCCCUGGGUCCUCGCCUUUGGCAUCCCGCCCGCCGCCACCCUCGCCGCCGCCAUGCCCAUCCCCGAGGGCGUCUCCGAGGGCGAGUAUGUCGGUGCGCUCGCCGGCCGCCCGCUGGACGUGGUCAAGGCGGAGCUCAGCGACAUCCUCGUGCCGGCCAACAGCGAGAUCGUGUUUGAAGGGUACAUGUCGCUCGAGGACAGGGCCAUCGAGGGCCCCUUUGGGGACUAUCUGGGUUACAGCUUCGAGGACGACAAGCGCAUGCAGCCCCUGUUCCGCGUCGAGGCAAUCACCUACCGCAACAACCCGAUCUUCCCCGUCUCCGUGCCGGGCAGGAUCACCGACGAGUCGCACACCACGGCCGCCCUGGCCGCUGCCGAGAUCCUCACCUUCCUACAAGCCAGGGGCUACCCGAUUAAGGACGCCAACGCGCCUCUCGAGACCAUGGCGACCUGGUGCGCGCUGCAAGUCGACGGCCCGGGCCUGCGCGCCCGCGUGGCCACGCCCGCCGCGUUCUGCACCGAGCUGGGCGAGCUGCUGUACUCGCAAAAGUGCUCGAUGCUGGUGAACCGGUUUAUCCUGGUGGGCGAGGACGUCGACAUCUACGACUUCCAGGACCUCAUCUGGGCGUUUGUCACGCGGUGCCGGCCCGGCCGGGACGAGUAUUACUUUGACGACAAGCCCGCCCUGCCGUUGACGCCGUAUCAGUCGCACGGCGGCGGGGACCCGACCAAGGGUGGCAAGACGCUGUCGGACUGUUUGUUUCAUAUGGAGUACGAGGGCGGGCCGAAUUUCUUAAAGACAGACUUUGAGACGAGCUACCCGGCCGAGGUGAAGCAGAAGGUUCUAGAUACAUGGACGGCCAUGGGGUUUGACUAG
Molecule: messenger RNA, 1530 nt
Organism: Microdochium trichocladiopsis
Lineage: Eukaryota; Fungi; Ascomycota; Sordariomycetes; Xylariales; Microdochiaceae
Product: putative 3-octaprenyl-4-hydroxybenzoate carboxy-lyase
Exons: 1
Coding region: 1-1530 (509 amino acids)
Biological process (GO): cinnamic acid catabolic process; ferulate metabolic process
Cellular component (GO): cytoplasm
Molecular function (GO): carboxy-lyase activity
Source: RefSeq, a predicted model, not a curated record